UCUCUGAGCUUGAGAGAGAGAGGAAUGGCGUCGGGGAUUCAGAUGGAUCAAGAGACCGCGCUGGAGCUGGUGAAGAAGGGGGCUACUCUCCUCCUCCUCGACGUCCCCCAGUUCACCCUGUUCGGCAUCGACACCCUGAUGUUCUCUGUGGGUCCAAAUUUCAAAGGCAUGAAGAUGAUCCCACCUGGUCCACAUUUUGUCUAUUAUAGUUCAGCGAAUAAGGAAGGAAAUGAAUUCUCUCCGACAAUUGGCUUCUUUAUCACUACAAGUUACUCUGAGGUAGUUGUUCGUAGAUGGCAUUGCCAAGAUGAGCGCUUGGUGAAAAUUUCAGAGGAUGAGGAGUGUAGGUAUUCUGAAGCAGUGAAACAUAUGGAGUUUGAUAACCAACUUGGACCUUAUGCUUUGGAUCACUUUGUAGAGUGGAAGCGGCUGUCUAGUUACAUCACGAAUACUGCUAUUGAACGGCUUGAACCUAUUGGAGGAGAUAUUACAAUUGCUUGUGAAUCUGGAUUGAUCCCAGAUGUUCCAAGAACAGUUAUGGAGAAACAAUUGAUGGAGCAAUUAAAUAGCAGCAAGUUUUCCAGGACUACCCCAAAAGAUUCACACAGACAUAAAUGCUACUAUACAAAAAUUUCCCAAAUUGUUAAGCGUAAGGAUAUUUCUGGUGAAGAGCUUACUGCAAUGAACCUUGACAAAGUAAGGUCCUUACUUUAAUUUUGAAAGUUGAGUAUUCUAUGAUAUUUUUCUUGAUUUCAUGAACAUUCGAAACAGAUCCAAUGUUUAUAUGGUUUUGUGGU
Molecule: messenger RNA, 797 nt
Organism: Dioscorea cayenensis subsp. rotundata (Guinea yam)
Lineage: Eukaryota; Viridiplantae; Streptophyta; Magnoliopsida; Dioscoreales; Dioscoreaceae
Product: protein AAR2 homolog
Exons: 6
Coding region: 25-714 (229 amino acids)
Biological process (GO): spliceosomal tri-snRNP complex assembly
Source: RefSeq, a predicted model, not a curated record